This is a messenger RNA of Torulaspora delbrueckii, 834 nucleotides long. RefSeq lists its product as uncharacterized. The transcript has a single exon. NCBI's taxonomy places the organism in Eukaryota, Fungi, Ascomycota, Saccharomycetes, Saccharomycetales, Saccharomycetaceae. The record is from RefSeq and is a predicted model, not a curated record. Gene Ontology annotation, cellular component: cytoplasm; membrane. The coding region runs from base 1 to 834 and encodes 277 amino acids.
AUGGAACUUUUGAGAUCUUUGAGAUCUCGGUUGGAAGAAUGGUUGGAUCGUGUGACUCAUUUACGCAUUGUGCGAAUUUCUGUGAUUCAUUGGACUUUGUUGUGUGUGUGGGUAGGUCUGUUGCUGAAAUUUACCUCUGUUUACAGGUCAUUGUACAAUAAAUCUGCUCUUUUUGCCACGAUGUGGACCAAUGUGCUACUUUUCGGGAUUUCUGAUAUCCUGGCACAAAGCAUUCAUUGCUACAUGUCAUAUACAGUGGAUCCUGUACCGGAGAUAGUCGAUGUUACUGCGAGGAAUUUAGUGAAUCGGUUUACUGGCGAUGAGGGCUAUGAAAGUGAUAAUUUAAGUAUUUUCAAUGAGUAUGGAGAAACUGCUUAUGAUGUUGAAGAGGGGGAGGAGGAGGACGACGACGAUAAUUUCCGUGAGACUCAUAUUUUCGAGUUUUACAGAUGGAUCUGCUUUAUGGCUUACGGAUUCAUAAUAUCGUUUUUUCAAGUUCCCUGGUACAAAUUCCUAAAUUUCUUUUACACUGAGGAUCCAACUGUCGUACAAGUGCUCGAGAGAGUGCUGUCGGAUCAAUUAUUAUAUUCUCCGAUCCAGCUUUACUGUUUCUUCAUGUAUUCCAGUUAUAUCAUGGAACGCGGGGAUUUGAACACUUUUAACAAAAAGAUACAAAGACUCUACAUCUCGACUCUGGGUUGUAACUACUUGGUAUGGCCCUUGGUGCAAUUUAUUAACUUCUUGGCGAUCCCGAAACAUUUCCAAGUACCCUUUAGUUCUUCUGUCGGAGUUCUUUGGAAUUGUUUUCUAUCGAUGAGAAAUGCUUCUCGCUAG